This is a messenger RNA of Botrytis cinerea B05.10, 1065 nucleotides long. RefSeq lists its product as hypothetical. Gene Ontology annotation, molecular function: actin filament binding. The coding region runs from base 83 to 940 and encodes 285 amino acids. Lineage: Eukaryota; Fungi; Ascomycota; Leotiomycetes; Helotiales; Sclerotiniaceae. Gene Ontology annotation, cellular component: cytoskeleton. The transcript has 5 exons. The record is from RefSeq and is a predicted model, not a curated record.
GUCUUCAUUCAUAAGUUGCACCUUUCCCUCGAGGAACGGCUAUACAAGCUCAAGCACCGUCAACAAUAAGUCCCUAAGAAGCAUGUCACCAACGGCGACUUCUCUCGAUAAUGAAUCCGUGAAUAAUAGUCGAGUGGGAGCAAAGGGGACGACGGUGUCGGGUAAAAAGCUAAAAAUCAGGUCGUACCCGAGGUUCGAAAGUUUAGAAGAAGAGAGAUUAUAUCGCAAACAGCAUUUGGCUGCUGCAUUUAGGAUAUUCGCCGAUCGAGGUUUCGACGAAGGGGUUGCUGGGCAUAUUUCAGUUCGUGACCCCAUUCUCACUGAUCACUUUUGGCUUAAUCCCCUCUCCCAACAUUUCUCCCAAAUCUGUGUAUCAGACCUUAUCUUGGUGAACGAAGAUGGCGAUGUGGUAAUUGGAGACGAGCCAAUCAAUGCUGCAGCGUUUGCCAUCCAUUCUGAAAUUCAUAAAGCUCGUCCCGAUGUACACGCUGCGUGUCAUGCCCAUUCUGUCUAUGGAAAAGCCUACAGCGCAUUCGGUCUUCCUCUAGAUAUGAUAACUCAGGAUUCUCUCCGUUUUUACAAAUCACAUAGUGUAUAUGACAAUUUUGGGGGCAUUGUACUUGACCGCGAAGAAGGUAUCCGUAUCGCGAAGAGUUUGGGCAAUGGAAAGGCGUGUAUUCUACAGAAUCACGGAUUGUUAACUGUUGGUCAGAGUGUGGAUGAGGCAGCCUUUUGGUUCAUUAGCCUUGACAAAACCUGUCAUGCCCAGCUGCUUGUUGACGCUGCGGCUUCAGGUAGUGGGAAGACGAAGAAGAUUAUAGGAGAUGAGGAAGCUGCUUUUACUUAUGAUCAAGUCGGAGGACCAGAAAAAGGGUGGUUAGCAUUUCAAGGCUACUAUGAUGAAGUUAUGGCUAAAACAGGUGGGAAUUUCCUAAAGUGAUAACACUGAGAGGCAUGGAGAGAGAAUCUAAUCAGCCUGGUUGAUGAUCUUGUGCAAUUCCAUAUAUUCGCCGGCGCUGUCGUGGCUUGAAGCAUCGUCUAGUCUUGAUUUGACCAAUUCAUGCA